Solea senegalensis (Senegalese sole) is the source of this 1087-nucleotide messenger RNA. RefSeq lists its product as uncharacterized. Bases 109 to 828 code for a protein of 239 amino acids. NCBI's taxonomy places the organism in Eukaryota, Metazoa, Chordata, Actinopteri, Pleuronectiformes, Soleidae. The record is from RefSeq and is a predicted model, not a curated record. The transcript is spliced from 6 exons.
GAAAUCAUUUCCUGGUUGAGUUCCCAUGCUUGUUUUGUGCCUUUUCGCUGUUUCGCAGCACGUUUUUUCACCACAUUCCAAUUUAGUUUUGUAGUGAAUCAUCACAUCAUGGCCAAAGACAAAUCUGUGAAAUCUGAAUCGCAUUCAUCCAAACGGAAAAAGUUGGCUCCAGAUACAACAAUGGAUGCUGAGGUCAAAAAGAAAAUGAAAAAGAAGCAGGUAGAGGAGGCUCCAGAGCAGAUUCCUGAUGUCACAAUCACAGAAGCUGAUGCUACAAAACAGAAAAAGGACAAGAAACACAAAAAGAAAGCAGUGACAGAGCAAACACACACUCAAAAAGCUAAGAUUUCAGAUCCACCCUGUUGUCACCCCCCCGAGGGGACACACGAGCUGGAGGGAGAGGAGGACUUGAGUCCCGAGGAGAAGCGGGUCCUCGAGAGGAAGAUGAAGAAGAUCCUGAAAAAGGAGGAGAAGAAGAAGAAGCUCGAAGCGGAGGGAGAGGCGUCACAGAAAACCGAAGCCUCCGGACCCACCGCACCUCAGCACGCUCUGGAUUACCUCACAUGCUGGGCUGAGAACCGUACCGCGUGGAAGUUCCAGAAGACCAGGCAGACGUGGUUACUGCAGCACAUGUUUGACUCUCAGAAGAUUUCAGACGAUAAUUUCUCCGUGCUGCUUCAGUACCUGGAGGGUCUUCGUGGCACGGCGAAGGACACUUCAGUGCAGAAGGCCUUGGCUCUGGUUGAGGAGUCGGGACACACGCCAGAUGAUGCAGUCAUCCAGCAGAGGGCGCACAGAGCCAGAGAAGUUAUCCAGCUGCUGUCCUGACCAUCAAGUACAACAAGAGGGCAUCACAUAAUAAACAGAGAGACCAAACUCUGAUCAUCUGUGGACUAAACGUUUAACCAGAUCUCAUCUCUUGACAAACUGUUGCUUCAUGUAGUUUUUGUUUUUUUUAAAUGAUCCCCAUCGAAUAUUAGUUUACUAAAGGGACAGAAGAUGACUAUUAGCCUAAAAUGUAAAGAAUUAAGUCAACGUUCAUGGCGACGAGAGACGUAAACAUCCAGACCAAAGAAAAAGAAAAAGA